This is a messenger RNA of Aaosphaeria arxii CBS 175.79, 1531 nucleotides long. RefSeq lists its product as uncharacterized. Gene Ontology annotation, molecular function: protein binding. Lineage: Eukaryota; Fungi; Ascomycota; Dothideomycetes; Pleosporales. The transcript is spliced from 3 exons. The record is from RefSeq and is a predicted model, not a curated record. Bases 321 to 1061 code for a protein of 246 amino acids.
GUCGAGCAACCGUUGGCUGUCUAAAACAUAUACCCUGUGCGAUACAUCCUUUAUCUAGAGCUCUUUCCUUGCCCAAAUUCCUCAACUUUCUACCUCUACUACGACUGUGACCUCAUUGCCCCACCACCAAGGCAAGCUCCCCGCAGGCAGUCCGUACCUAGAGGUACUCAUCAUCUACAUCCUCUCUUAAUUACGUCCAAGACAAUCAGACUCAUACCGGAUCUGCUGCCUGCGCCUUAAAGCGAGCCGCCGAGCCUCCAUCCCUCCGUUUCUCCCACAUUCCUUCCCACGGCACUUCUGUUGAAUCGAUCACAACCAUCAUGGCCUCCAACCGUGCCAGGCGCAUUGCAAAAGAGAUUGCCGAUAUCAAGGCCGACGUACACUCCCACAUCGUCGUGGACCCAGCGGGGAAUGGCGAUGAUCUCACACACCUUCGGGGCCAGUUCAACGGCCCUCCAGACACACCCUACGAAGGCGGCACAUUCUUCGUCGACAUCAAGAUCCCCAGCGAAUACCCCUUCCGACCGCCGAACAUGAAGUUCGAAACCAAGAUCUGGCACCCCAACGUCAGCUCUCAGACCGGAGCAAUCUGCUUGGAUACACUCUCUUCGCAAUGGUCUCCGGUGCUCACAAUCAAAUCCGCCCUCAUAUCUCUCCAGUCUCUCCUCAGCACACCCGAGCCGAAGGAUCCCCAAGAUGCAGAGGUUGCCGGCAUGAUGAUCAGGAAUCCUGCUGAGUUUGAGCAUGUUGCUCGUGACUGGUCGGUCAAAUACGCUGGCGCGCCAAAGAAGGAGGUCGCAGAAGGCAGUGGAGGCGCCACUGCGGAGUCCAUCAAGCGAAAGGCUCAACAGGCGAAGGAUAAUGAGGAGAAGGUCAAACUAGCUGCGUACCACGGAUACAACAAGGAUCUCAUAGACCGUUUCGUCGCUAUGGGUUUCGACGUAGAAAGCGUAGUCUCCGCGUUUGAAUACGUCGGCAUUGACAAGAUGAACGGUGACGACUACGAGCUUGAGGAGGCAUACAUGGGUGACAUCACCGCUCGUCUAUUCGGCGAGGCGUAGAUCGAAUACGCCCUUCAAUGACCAUUCCAUAUGCCGCGCAAUACUAUCUAAUACCCGUUUCUUACAAUUAGAGUAUCUAAGAAUACCGACGAUUCAUGUUACUUCACCUCACUUCAAGUGCUAAAGAGCAACUACACUGCUGACGGGGGAUUUCUGGCGUUCCUCUUUCUUCUCCUCUUUCCCUCCCAACCAUUGAACAACUUCAGCCACCCUUUCUCAUGUUCACGGCGUCAUGAUUUCGGGCAUUUUCCCUUCCCCCUCUCUUGUGUCUGUCUGUCUGUCUGCAAAAGACUUUCUUCCUCUCCUUUCUCCCUUUCCACCUUCCACCUUUCCCUCUAUUUGGUACCUUUGCCAUGUCAGUUUCUUGUAUCUCCGGAACCAGAGGGGAGGAGUCGUGUUAGCAUGGAUUAAACAAGUACCAACAACAGCGAAAUAGCAACCUCGAAAAGAAAAACUUAGUGACACAUCCA